AUGAGUAAUACCAGAACACAGUCAAUCAAGGAAUUGGCCCACAAUUGUGGGCUACUUGUGGAUACCUCAAUGUGGAGACGUGAACAGAGUAAUUUCUACUAUCCCACUGCUAUUCGUGGGUCAAAUCACCAAACUAGUGAUAUGUCAGACGCCUUGACGCAAGAAAGCCACGCGGAUAGUCCUGAAAUUGCUAUUUUCCUGUGGGACUACGGACGGCGUCCAGUAAUAUCAACGGAUGAAGACUUACAACGAUAUCACUAA
Opisthorchis viverrini is the source of this 261-nucleotide messenger RNA. RefSeq lists its product as hypothetical. The transcript has a single exon. Lineage: Eukaryota; Metazoa; Platyhelminthes; Trematoda; Opisthorchiida; Opisthorchiidae. Bases 1 to 261 code for a protein of 86 amino acids. The record is from RefSeq and is a predicted model, not a curated record.